Molecule: messenger RNA, 723 nt
Organism: Paramecium sonneborni
Lineage: Eukaryota; Ciliophora; Oligohymenophorea; Peniculida; Parameciidae
Source: the annotation of a GenBank genome assembly
AUGAAAUAGAAUUCUAAAUUUGAUCAAUAGCUUUGUAUAUCAAAAAUUCUUCUGGAUCAAUCAAUUAUAGUAACUAUUAUUUAUAGUUAAGUAAGACUUUCAAACAACAAGAUUUUUAGAUAUUAAUAGCAUAAUUUACAAGUGUCCUGAACCUGAUGAUUCUUAAGAUUCAAGCAUGAUAUCAGUUAUAUCACAAGCAAAAGUUAAUAGGAAUAUUUAGGAAUUAAAUUAAAAUUAUUAUGCUAAUCAAAUUUAUUAAAUCCAAGCAAUAUAAAAGAAAAAUUAAUAAAAUUUAUAAUUUCAACAAUUUCAGAUGAGUCAAAGAAUAUACUUGUGGAUUAGUAAAUUAUAGCUUUUGCAAAUGAUAUGGAAGAAAUAAUCCAUAUAGAUUAUGAACUACCUCAUUAACCUCGUAUAUAUAAAAAAAUAUUUAGAUAGAUUUGGAAGCUCUAAAUAGGUUAUUUCAAAGAAUACAUAAAAAAGAUAGAUAAAAAUAUUUGUAGAAAUUUUAUAAUUAACAUGAAACUAUGUGUAUAGGAUUAUUUAAAGAUAAUUUUAAAUAACUUAUAAGCUCAGAUGAAAAGUAAUUUAUCAGAUAAUAAUGGAUAUCACUUCUUUAAAAUGUUCAAAUAUGUUAAAAUCACGACAUACAAUAAAAACAAUACCAAAAUAAAUGAAUUUAAUGAAUUUAUCAUUACCUCCAGUUAAAAAGAGUAGAUCUGA